CCGAGUCACAAUAUUAUGGCAGUAUGUACUUGUUCUGCGUGCUGAUCACUCGUUUUUAAGCUUGUACGUCAGUCCAGUUUUUGAACGUUCAGCGAUCCAGCAGCCACAUCGUCACCUGGACAUCAUCCUUCGCGACAUUCGUCAACCUGCAGAAAAAUGCUGGACCUUCUAGAACUAUUUCUAAUGGUUUUUGUCAUGGUCUUAUUAAUAGUCUUAUAUCAUCGUCUUACAUCUUAUAUAUAAGAUAUAUAAGAUAUAUAAGAUAUAUAAGAUCUAUAAUACCGAGGUUGUAAUGCAGACAUCUGUCGUGGUAUCUGGCCAACAGAAACUCGUGGAUUGCAAGGCGUCGAUAUAUGGAGAGGAGUAUUGUCACUACAGAACGGACUUACUGAAAAUAUUUCGCGCUGCUGACCCGAAAUACCUGGCAAAACUAAAGGCAGCUCGUACAGAGGAUUAUCUUACCGGCAGGCUGGCAUCUGAGUUUCUUCCUGUGGUGCAGAAAGCUCAAUGGAAAUUUAACGCAAUUAAACGAUCGCUGUUAUUCAGACUGCAAUAUAUCACUGAUGUCGUCAGUAUGGCAGAAUUUAUGGAUCUCUCGACGGAUGCGUUCUUGUUAAAGGAUCUGGACAAAAUGUUCUUCUCGUCGUAUCCUGAGAAACAACUGGAUGAAGUGAGGGAUGAGAAAGCUUUUAUGGAAUAUCAAGAACGUGCUUCUGAGACAUCCUUUAAACGUCAUGGUAGGGACGAUUAUCAUUUUUAUUACACAUACGAGGGUGGUUUGAUAAGUAACUUGGUUCGCAUACUAAUGGAGAGCGACAGCGACAUUCGUAUACGUGGUCAUAAAGUUUCCUUCUUAAGGAUGAAUAUUCUACGAUCACAAGUCAUUCUGAUGCUAAUUCGUUGUUUUACAAUUACUUAAACACGAGCGUUUUAAGUGCCACUUAGAAGUGGGUAAAAUUGGAAUUCGCGGUGUAAUUCAAUUAUUUUUUCUGGAAGGGAAAACAGCGAAGUAAAUUCAUAAGAGAAUCUUGCCUACAUUGGGUGACUCCUCUUGUUAUAAAACUGUUCGACUUUGACUAAAUGAGUAUAUGCGUGAUAGAACAAGCAUCGAAGACGCACCACGUGAUAAAGUCAAUGAUAUGGUUUUGGCUGUCAGCCGAUUAAAAGGGCGCGAGUUAGCAGAGGCCACGGGUAUCUCAACUGAGCGGGUUCAGUUUAUUUUGCAUAAUGAAUUAGACAUGAAAACACUUUACGCAAGAUCUGCCGUGUCUGCUCACUCCGCAGUUUGGAAGUGUUCAAGAAGAAUCCAACAGAUUUUUUGCGGCGUUUUGUGACCAUGCAUGAAACUUGGAUUCACCACUAUACGCUGGUAACAAAAUGAUAGUUUAAACACAAGAGGCAAAUGCAUAUUUUGAGGGUUUCGAAUAAACCCACUUCCGCGAAAGAAUUACGAACCUGGAGAAACGUUGAAGCAAGUGCGUUGAACUUCGACGGGACUAUGUCGUAAAGUAGAAUACCUCGCAAAACUCUAAUUGUUCUAUUUAAUAUGAAGCCAAAUUAUUUAUCAAACCACUAUCAUAUAAUUAAUCUUAUUGUUAAGAUUUAUUAUUAUUCCUAUUUACAUAUACCAUGACAUGUUGGUUUAGAUUUGAAUAACGAUGGUUUUUUGAUGAAAGCGAGAUAAGGUUGCAGCUCUGUAAUUCAGCGGCUGAAUUUGUCGGUUUAUACUGUAAGAAAUGUGAAGAACUAGAAAAUAUGAAACAAAAAGCGCUUGAAAAAGUGGAUCUUAAUCAGGAUGGUCGCGCAAGGU
Vollenhovia emeryi is the source of this 1810-nucleotide messenger RNA. RefSeq lists its product as uncharacterized. NCBI's taxonomy places the organism in Eukaryota, Metazoa, Arthropoda, Insecta, Hymenoptera, Formicidae. The record is from RefSeq and is a predicted model, not a curated record. Bases 293 to 919 code for a protein of 208 amino acids. The transcript is spliced from 5 exons.